AAGAAGAUAACCAUCCAAAAACUAAGCACCAAAGUCGCCGUUACUCGCCACGGUUUUCUCUAAUCUCGCUUCGAUCGCUCCAAGAAAAAAAAAAAUCCAAAUUGGAAGAGGGGGGAAAAAUCUUCAACAAGAGGAAAAGGAUCAACAUCAGAAGAAAGCGCCAGAUUCCCCAUUUCUCCUUUCUUCUCUCGUGGCUUAAUCGCGCGGCAACUAGCGAGGAUGGUGGCGAUCGAGAACCAGGGCCAGGUCGCGAGGGCGGUGGAGGUGGCACCGGCUCCGACGCCGGCGCCGCGGAUCCCCAAGGAGGCGCGGCGGCUGCUGCACGAGCUGGCGUCAGCGUGGGCGGACGUGGCGGACUGCCGCGCGCUGGAGGUGGUGCCGCUCAAGGGCGCCAUGACCAACGAGGUCUACCAGGUGCGCUGGCUCACCGGCCUCGGCGAAGUGGAGCCCAAGGAGAGGGAGGUGAGGAAAGCGCUGAUGCGGAUAUACGGCGACGGCGUCGACCUCUUCUUCGACCGCGAGGACGAGGUCCGCACCUUCGAGUGCAUGUCCCGCCACGGCCAGGGACCCCGCCUCCUCGGCCGCUUCCCCAACGGCCGCGUUGAGGAGUUCAUCCACGCACGGACACUGUCAGCUGCCGACCUUCGAGAUCCCGAGAUUUCAGCUCUUUUAGCUUCCAAACUGAGGGAAUUCCACAACCUUGACAUGCCUGGUCCCAAAUCUAUACUCAUUUGGGACAGACUGAGGAACUGGCUACAAGCUGCCAAGAACUUGUGCUCAUCUGAGGAAGCCAAGGAAUUUCGUUUGGACAGCCUGGAGAACGAGAUUACUGCAUUGGAGAACGAAUUUUCAGUUGAUUACCACUGGGUUGGUUUUUGUCACAACGAUCUUCAGUAUGGCAACAUCAUGAUUGAUGAAGAGACCAACAUGCUGACCAUCAUUGAUUAUGAGUAUGCAAGCUUCAACCCAGUUGCGUAUGACAUUGCCAACCAUUUCUGCGAGAUGGCAGCAGACUAUCAUUCAGCAAAACCUCAUAUACUGGACUACAGCAAAUAUCCAGAUAUUGAUGAGCAGAAGCGUUUCGUGAAGACCUACCUGAGCACUUCUGGUGAGGAACCUGAUGCGGAGGAGGUGGAGAAUCUGCUCCAAAACAUUGAGAAGUACACGCUCGCCAGUCAUCUAGUAUGGGGCCUCUGGGGAAUAAUUUCGGAUCAUGUCAACGAUAUUGACUUCGACUACAAGGAGUAUGCGAGGCAGAGAUUCGAGCAGUACUGGCAGAAGCAGCCGGUAACAAUAACUUCUUGAAAUGGUGAAUAAACACUCGUGGCCUCAGGAACUCCCUGAGGGCCUGCGCUGCACAUUUAAGUUGUGCAAUGUCAUUGACACAGAGAGAAGCUGUGAAUGAAGAAGAUAAUGAUGACAGAGAAGAACCCUGUUUCGGGAUCAGUAGUUCUUAUUCCGAAACUUGAUAAGCUUCAACUUCACUUGAAAGCUAUAGGGCUUUGGUUGCUCGCCUGUACAGUUUGAAGGCAAUGAAGAUAAAGGCCCUAGGUUGUGUCCUGCAUGUUCAGUUUGGCUAGCACUGCCGUGGGUCGUGGUGCUGUUUCUGUUGUGUUUUUAGUUAAUGUAUACUUGAUGAAAGUAUAGUGUUCUUUGGCUUCGUUGCUGUUGUUGUGCUUUGAGAUGAUGCAUCCAUUGUAAACUAUACAUGGAGCAGCUGAAACAGUCUGCUGUUCCAACGUUGUUGAUAAGAUGUUAGUAGUA
Molecule: messenger RNA, 1764 nt
Organism: Phragmites australis (common reed)
Lineage: Eukaryota; Viridiplantae; Streptophyta; Magnoliopsida; Poales; Poaceae
Product: probable choline kinase 2
Exons: 7
Coding region: 220-1305 (361 amino acids)
Biological process (GO): phosphatidylethanolamine biosynthetic process; phosphatidylcholine biosynthetic process
Cellular component (GO): cytoplasm
Molecular function (GO): ethanolamine kinase activity; choline kinase activity
Source: RefSeq, a predicted model, not a curated record